Messenger RNA from Lodderomyces margitis, 1494 nucleotides. It is a transcript of the gene MDS3, whose product is annotated as Mds3p. The transcript has a single exon. The record is from RefSeq and is a predicted model, not a curated record. Gene Ontology annotation, cellular component: cytosol; mitochondrion. Gene Ontology annotation, biological process: cell redox homeostasis. Bases 1 to 1494 code for a protein of 497 amino acids. Lineage: Eukaryota; Fungi; Ascomycota; Pichiomycetes; Serinales; Debaryomycetaceae.
AUGCAACAACCAAGUCAUACACAGCCGGCAAUCACAUUUGAUGAUUAUGUGCAUUAUGCUGCCCCCAAAUCCUCCAAUAUCAGAGCCGUAUUUCCACCAGCUGCGGUGACUUUAGGGAGAAACGCUUUUGAUAGAUAUGGAGACCAAAUUUCAGAUUUUGAAAUCAUCUCCUGCAACGGUGAUCGCAUACCAGUAUCAAUGGCCACUUUGAUCGACCGAUGGGGGAAAUACUUUGUAUCAUUGCUUUCGAAGGGGUAUGUUCUGGCGGUUGAGGAUUUUGAAUCUGAAAAGAGUCAGGAACUGAAGUCGAAGGAGACCUUGGGAAAGACUCACGUUGACAUUCCCCGUUUUAGAAUCCCAUUUCAAGAAUCAACGGAAUCAGUGGGUGAUGCAUAUUCAGAUGAUACCAAUCGAAGGUCCAUUUGGUCAAUGUCGACAGAGUCACAACAAUCAAGAAACAAUUCAACCAACGAGAGUCAACGCAAGGAUUCAGUGCCCACUUUUCAACACGAAAGCUUAUUCAUCGAUGAUAUUCCACCACAACUACCACCGCCAACAGAACCAAUUCCAGCAGUGCCAAGUUCCCCAAGAACAUCAUUUAGGCCUGGAAGUUCUCCCAGAGCUUCAUUGUUGAACACAUUGUCAGUUUUGCGUCGUAUUAGUAAUGAUAACGGUGUAGGUAAUGACGGCUAUGAUAUUGGUAGUGGCGACAAUGGUGGUAGUGGCAAUAAUGGCGGUAAUAGCAGUAAUGAUGGUGAUGAUAAUGGUGGCGGUGAUAAUAACACUGGUGAUGAUGAGGAAGAAGACGACGAUUAUCACCCGCUUUUUGGUUUUGAAGAAGAAAGAUUCCCCUUGGAGCCAUCUUUGAUACCGCGUAAGCUAUACAUUCCGUUUUCUACCAACACAGUAAAGGCAUUUUGUGAGUUCUUCUACACAGGUCAAGUGGGGAAUAAAUGGGCAUUAGCGCCAACGUUGUUAGACAAUUUAGUCAUUGCCAAAUUUUACCGUGUGCCAUUGUUGUAUGACUUGAUUUGUGAGGUGUUGCUUGACGUGAUACGAAGAAGAGAGAGUGUGUUGUUGAAGGAACUACCUAACGCAGAGGAAUACGCCCAAGUUGUUGAAUCCAUAGACAACGGCAUCGUUAGUAAGACAUGGUUGAGGCAACUAUGCGAGAGCACUGAGCCUGUGCGUGAGCUGGACGGAGAAACAAUGGCAUAUUUGGAUGUGGAGGACUUGAAUACACCUGCACUCAGAUUCAAGUCAGUAUUUGAUAAGUCUGUGCCGAUGCAAUCAGAGAGCAAGAGUGAAGAGAUGCCUGAUGAGUCUAAAAACAAAAUGAAUACAAUAACUGUUGAAGAAUUGGUAAACCCAGACUCACCAUGCCCCUCUGAUCAAGUGAUUGAGGUGAUUCACGAGGCCGCGACAUUGGUAACUGAAGUGAGGAUUGUUUUAAGAACGAUGAUGUUGUUGAAAUAUACAGAUAAGAAGAGUUGA